Molecule: messenger RNA, 363 nt
Organism: Kwoniella botswanensis
Lineage: Eukaryota; Fungi; Basidiomycota; Tremellomycetes; Tremellales; Cryptococcaceae
Exons: 3
Coding region: 1-363 (120 amino acids)
Source: RefSeq, a predicted model, not a curated record
AUGGCACCUAGGAUUCCUUUUUUUGGUCGUCGCCAGAAUCGGGAAUCAGAGGUACCACCAUAUAAUCAGCAACAGCAGCAGCAACAAUAUCAACAACAAUAUCAACAACAGCGAGAAGAUGCACCUCCUAAUCCUGGUCUACUGGCCUACAUGCCAGCCGUCGACGAUGAUAGGGACAGUCCACCUUCAGGGAGAAACACGACUUUUCCGGCCUGUCAUCUAGAUCUGCAAGGUCUUGGGAAAAUGGGAGAAGUGGGGUAUCACACUAGAAUGUCUUUUGCUUCUUUCCCCAACCUUCUACUCGUGAUUAAACUUGAUUCAUUCCACUCACUCGGAUCUAGAAGUAAUUUUGAAUCUUGCUAA